AUGCAAGACUUGUACGAACGGAUGACCACAUUGCAGCACCAAAGUCCUGCUUCUUCGUACGCCGAGACCGAGUGCACAGACUCAGACAUCGACUCGAACGACUGUCACGACGCCAAGCGCAAGUUUUUAGCCAGAGACGCCCAACGUAUAUGGGUACGCACUGCACCUAUCAGCAUUCCGUCCAGGGAUCACCAGCAGCUGCACUCGUACCGGUGCGAGAGCCUUUUCGAGAGCACGGACUUGUCCUAUCACGCUGACAUGCGUCUAUUGCACGCCGGUCGCUGCCAUUACGCAGACGAAGAUGACGAUGAUGAGCUGCCUGAAGCCGAGCUAGAAGAAGAUGACUCGGCUCUUUUUGGUAAUUUGGCCUUCUUCCGCUCGCAAUACGGCGUCUCGCAGACCUGCAUGGUCAAGCGUAACGCGUGUACAUACAAAUCCAUUGCUGCCCCCGCCUCUCCUACGGGCGUAGACGAUCGUGACGAAGACAUCUUUGCUAUGGAGCUUUAA
Molecule: messenger RNA, 507 nt
Organism: Peronospora farinosa
Lineage: Eukaryota; Oomycota; Peronosporomycetes; Peronosporales; Peronosporaceae
Source: the annotation of a GenBank genome assembly